CACCGCUCGUGACUCCUAAGGCAUGUAGUCUGACGGUCUGACGCUGCUGUGAACCGUGAAACGGUUGGAGAGUGUGGAAACAAACUGCCCCAGUUCGUUAACGAGGAGAGCUUUUAAUUUUACGGCUUUUUUCGUUAGGCUGUACCACAGACGGGUUUGUCGCUUCUUCUAUUAGAGAGCAUCUUCCCUGAGUUAACCGGACGGAAACCUACCCUUUAAUGUAUUCAGCGUGAGCCUCUCUAUUAUGUGUAUACGACGGUUAAUUUAACAGUAUUUUACACUCUUAUCGAAUGAGCUAGCCAUUCAAACCGGUAAUAAAAUGUCUGAGAAGAUGUCAGAGAAGCGAUACUCCAGCAUGGAUGAGUCCUCGCUCCGCAAUCUGCUUGAUAAAACUAUCGACAUGGACGAGCGGCGUCUGAUCCGUACAGCGAUCCGGGAGUUGCGGCGCUGUGAGAUUGAAGAAAUGGAGGCUGCGCUAACCAGCAAGCGCUUCAGACGUGCCCACCAGAGCAGACAUGAGGAUAAAGAAAACCAGUGUUGUCCUGAUUUGACAGCUUCAUUAGACAUGCUGUCAGGGAAGAUUCAUGCUAUAAAUAACAUCGAAGAACUUACUGGACUGUUACAAAGCACCAGUGAAUAUGAAGAGAGAAAACUCAUUCGGGCAGCCAUUCGCCGGCUCCGAGAUGAAGAGAUACGAGGAGCAUUAGAGAAGGUUCAGACCGCUGGCCAAAGAACAGAGCGACGACAAAAUCCUCAGAACUGCUUUGACCUACAGGACGGUCAAGAGAAAAUCAAGGCAGAAGCACUCAUCAGCCAAUCAGAGAGAAUUGAGAACCGCAGAGAAGCCUCGAACCCUGACAUGGUUUUAGAACUAGAUCCUUUGGUCAGAGAGAAAGUCUCUUGCCCUCUGACCCAGCGGAUCCAAUGCGAUCAUGGCUCGCCCUCCUCAGAAGUCAUUCCUUCAUACCGAGAGCGUUCAGACUCCGGAGAAUCGAAUGAUAGCAGCUUCCAUCAGAGAAAGAGGCUGAACUCCAGCGCCUCAGACCGUAGCCAUGACUCCCUGUCCACUGCUGAACCUCCUCUGAGGGACCAAAGCUCACGGUCAGGACCAACUGGAGAGGAAGUCAGGGCAGCUGUGAAUUCAGAGGCUCCGCAGAUGGAUCGAGACCUGAAGAAACUUGACAACAGCGUGGAGACAACUCACUUUCAGAGCACAGCAGGUUCACAAGCAUGCACACUGAAUGAGACCAGUACAAGAGCUGAAGACAUCUCAGCACAGAAGAUCACAUCAGGUGGAGAUGCUCUGUUGACUUCUCUUACUAAUGGCAAGGAUACAGAUUUUAAAAACAAAGCCUCAUUCUCUGGGCCCGUUAUUCGUGCAAACUCUGUUCGCGACAGGAUGCGCAAAUUCACCGAACCUGUUACGAACGCACGUAAAAUCAGCCACGGUUCUUCUCAUUCUACAAACACAGUGUCUGCUGAGAGCUCCUGGGACACCUCGUCCUUUUCUUCCUCCAUCUCAAAGAAAGAGAGGAAUGUCACUGAGAACAUGUUGGCCCAGCCCAAGCUUUUCUCCAGCCAAUCACACACCGCAGUGGGCGGCUCACACGGCCGCACUGAAAAUGUCAGUCGUGUGUGUGGCGGUUCAGAAGAAGUGCAGACUCCUGAGGGAGAAGCAUCUUCAGGGACCCACGACACCCGGGGUGAACCUGAGUCCAACAUGAAGACCUUCCUCAGCAUUGAGAUCAAAGAUGGACGAAACCCAACUUCACAUUCUUCGCUGUCAUCGUCCUCUACAGCUGUAAACAUGAGCCCUCGAAUCAUCACAUCUGCUGCUCCACAGAGAACAGAGCUGACGUUUGGUUUAAGAGCAAUGCCGUUCAAAGUGACCAGCUCAAGUCUCUCAUCAGGAUCCUCUGUUAAGAUGGAGACGGAGCCCAUAUCUGUUGUGGGUGAAUCUGUGAACGAGGCGUCCCGUGAUGUCCCUGUGCUUCCUAACGGCUCAUCCAUGACCUCCAUCAAAAAUGAGGUUCAAAGUGAUAAGCUGACCUCAGAGAAGCUGCAGGAGAUUGAGGACGAGGAGAUCCUUGACAAAAUGCUUGAUGAUUGUAAAGAUUUUGAAGAAAGAAAAAUGAUCAGGACUGCGAUGAGAGAACUACGGAAGAAAAAGCGAGAGACUAGGCUGGGAUGCACACAGGAAGAAAUGGACCAGAGAGAGAAGGAACGAGAUCUGCGUCUGCAGGAGCUCAGACAGCAGCGGGAGGAGAAAUCUCAGAAAGCCCGGGUGGGUGCAGACAACAGUGAAGUCGUGAUGAAGAAGAUUGAGCGCUCCACAGACGGCUCCACUAUCAGUCACGUCACCAAUCGCGUUUCCCAUUCAGAUGAUAGUGGCAGGACGUCCCGCAGCACUAUCAUGGAAUCCAGCUAUGUUCAAAAGACAGACAAAGGCACAGUGCAAACAAAAUCCUACAGUUACUCCAGCACCACGUCCACUAGGAAGGUUGGCAGUGUUUUUGACCGUGAGGACAACACAUCUCGUAGCUCCAGCAGAACAUCAGCUCUAGACCGCAGACAGGCGGAGAGAUCGGAGCUGAUGAGGGCUCAGACGUUACCCAAAACAUCUGCAGCACAGGCACGAAAAGCCAUGAUUGAGAAGCUCGAGAACACUGGAGGCUCCGGAGGCAACUCAGCCAUUACUCAAGUAAACAAGGUGCAGCGCUCCACAAGCUUUGGUGUCCCCAAUGCGAACUCCAUCAAACAGAUGCUGCUGGACUGGUGCAGAUCCAAGACCCGUUCCUAUGAGAAUGUGGAUAUCCAGAACUUCUCCUCCAGCUGGAGUGAUGGCAUGGCGUUCUGUGCUCUGGUGCAUAACUUCUUUCCAGAGGCCUUCGAUUACUCCAGCCUCAGUCCCGCAAACCGCAGGCAGAACUUUGAGGUGGCCUUCAGCACAGCAGAUUAACCUAACAUUCAUGCAUUUCUAAAUAAGAAACAUCCAGCUGAACGCUCAUGAGUUUCCCCAGAAUAGUGUCUGCUAACAGAAGAGCAUUACUCAAAGUCAGUAUUGUUUGCUGACCUGAGAAUAGGCCUUAACCUGCUUCCCCUUUGGAUAGUCUGUGUCCAGGUAAUUCCAGUAGACACUUUCUCAUUUCAUUUUCCUCCACCUGACUGAGCACUGGUUUAUCUCACUACCCCAACUGUUGUCAUCAUUAAAGGCACCAUCUGUUAUUGCUGUUAUGGCCUGAAGGUGAAUUCAUAUUUGGUUAUUUAAGCCACUGUACUGUUGUUUGCUAGUUACUAGUACUGCAGCGUUCAGCGGUCUCAGGCAGAUCACGAGCUCUGCUGUAAUCUUUUCCAAUGGUAGUUGCCACAUUGCGUCAAUUAUUUAAGGUCCUUGCACACCGAGUCCGAAAUUUGUGUGCGUUUUUUUUUUCUUUUUCGUAUUCGUCAUCCUUUCCUAUCAAAAUGCUUGCUACAGAUGCGAAAACGCAGGAAAUUGAACCUGAUCCAGAUUUUUUUAUGACAGACGAAAGUUUCAGAGGCAGUGUGUAAACGUGAUUGACACACACCGUGAUGUCGUAUUUAUUUUAUAAAACAUUUAGCGAUCAUGUGUUCAAAAUAUCUUUUUUUUUUAAUAUAUAUAUUUAUGGGCGUUUUCUGCCUUUAUUGGGACAGGACAGUAGAGAGCUGACAGGAAAGCAUUGGGUGGAGAGAGAGGGGGGCAGGAUCAGCAAAGGACCUCGAUACGGGAAUCGAACUCGGGUCGCCAUGAGAGCAGUUGCACUGUAUGUCGGCUCACUAACCACGAGGCUAUUGGCGCCGACCGAGAACAAAAUAUCUUUUGAUAUUUUUAUUUUAUUGCCCAGCCCUAGUCUGAAUUAAGACAGUAAGCCAAAAUUGAGAUAACAGUAUUUCAAUAAAGUGAUUUGUAUUUGGUUGUAAACAUUAGCAUCUCUCUAUAUGCGUUACAUCAUUACAUUCUGCGACAGCUUUAAGCUCUCAUACUCCGACUUUCGACUGGAAAAAGUCAAAUGAGAAUGUGUCAAACUACUCCACUUCCGAUGUUUAGAGUUGUGGGCAAUAGUAGUUGGAAAAGGAUGCAAAAAAAGCACAAUUACAAAUUAUAAACCACUAAAGUACCUUUAGUGAUAUACCAAUGGACUUCAUUGGGAUUCAGAAAUUCAGAUCUCACCGACUAUUUAUGAUGAAUAGUGGAACUCCUUUUUUAAAAAAAAUAAAGGCUUUGUUUAAAGGUUCAAAUUUGUUUUAAAACUUGAAAUCCGCUGUUCAUUCAGUUUCUAGUGGAUAAAAAGUCAGUUCUCUCAUAUAUAUAAUUUUUAUUUAUUUUUUUUACUAUUUUUUCCUUCUUUUUUUUUUUUUCUCAAUGAAUAUGCAGUUUCACGCAGUCAUUCAUGUUAUGAAAGUACUAAACAGCGAUUGACAUUUGGAGCAUUUGUUUCAGAACCUGGUAUAUUUUCUACAUUUAGUUGAGAUUGUUUAGGCAUGAACACGACAGUCAACCAAAGGACCAAGUUUAUAUAAAUUAUCGCAGUUGAAAAUCAAAAAGUGCCCUCUUCCCCCUUCUCUGAAACGGACAUGUUGCAAGGAUGCUGUCCCAACAAAGCCGUCAUGCUUAAACUGAUCAAUUCUGUAUUCUGACAAUAUGACAAUGUUGCAUUAUGAAAGCGAACGGAAAAUUCAUCUUUGUAACCAUGUAAGUCCCUGUUUUGAAUCAAAAAACACUAUUGGUGUUUUUUUGAAAACGCCUUAAGUCUCUUUGUGAAUACCUGGCGUGAUAGUGUUUUUUACAAGCAUUAACAGAUGUGUGCCUUUAAAGAGGUCAGUCUCCACCGCUCCAGCAUGAUCCCAUCACUGAGCUUCUACAGGCUGUUUUACAGUCAGACAAACAGUGUUUGUCUGGAGACGAAGGGUUACUUUUUGCAUUGCUGUUAUUGUCUCCAAUACUGUAUGUUGGUGUUAUUCACAGUCACUUUUGCAUAAUGAGAUCACAGAAUGGAUGCAUUGUUGCUCUUUUUGAUGUUGUUUGUCUUUGCACAUGUAUUUGUUAUGAAUGUAAGGCACGAAAACACAGUUACAUAUGCUGUCAUCACAGAGUUUAAUGUUGGCUUUCUGAUUUUGUCUUGUGUGUCUCAUUUCUCUCUCCUCACUGGCCUUGUAUAUCCCACUUGUUUCUGUCCUUUUUCUGUCUUCUUUCCUUCAUCUGUCCCCCACCUCGGCGUGA
Onychostoma macrolepis is the source of this 5239-nucleotide messenger RNA. It is a transcript of the gene smtnb, whose product is annotated as smoothelin b. Bases 320 to 2959 code for a protein of 879 amino acids. Gene Ontology annotation, biological process: actin cytoskeleton organization. The record is from RefSeq and is a predicted model, not a curated record. The transcript has 20 exons. Gene Ontology annotation, molecular function: protein binding. Gene Ontology annotation, cellular component: microtubule organizing center; filamentous actin. NCBI's taxonomy places the organism in Eukaryota, Metazoa, Chordata, Actinopteri, Cypriniformes, Cyprinidae.